This is a messenger RNA of Nannochloropsis gaditana CCMP526, 741 nucleotides long. RefSeq lists its product as uncharacterized. Bases 1 to 741 code for a protein of 246 amino acids. The transcript has a single exon. The record is from RefSeq and is a predicted model, not a curated record.
AUGAAGCUGCGUGCCUUGACCAGCUUAGUCUCCUGCUCCCUUGUCCAGGCAUUCUUGGUGCCUGUUGCGCCUGGCAUGGGUAGACCUCGGGAGCCACUACGGCCCUCCUCAGCCGUCCUCGCUUCAGCAUCGGAGCCUGUCGUGGAGGCUCUGGCAGGGAGGAAGCCUGAGUACAUUUUGAUGGAGGACGGACACGGACGAAGCAUAAACACGACGAUGAUUGCAUACUUGCGGCAGGACGGAAAGCGAUAUUGUUUGGGCACGCCAGUGGACUGCCCCAUGGUGCUCAUGGAUUCAGGGGGUCGGCCCAUCGACCCCUCAAGUGCAUUGGCUGAGGGCAUGUUCUAUCAAUUGGAUGAUUACUUCACCAAUAAGGGCUAUGAGAUUCUACACACCGCUGGAUUCUUGACUAUCGCGGGGGAGCCUGACUGGUUUGAUGACGAGGAGUUGGAGGAAGGGGAGGAGGAGGAGGACAGUGACGACGAGUACGACAGCGAGGAGGAAGAUGAUGAAAGAGAAGAGGCAGCGACGGCGCAGAUGGCGCGUCAAGAAGCAGCACGCAAGGAUGACAGCGUCCGGGUGGAUCCUAUCUGUGACGUGGAAUACGAUGGCUCCAUGUACCGCAUUGUGCAGCUCUUAGACCGGGUUCCCCUGAGUGCCGAGGAGGACGCGGAGGGCAAAUGGGUACUUGUGAACGAUGCGGACACCCAUCUGGGGCUGGAGAAGAGGGCAAAGAAAUGA